GGAGGGAAGCAGAAACGUCCGGAACCAUUGAGCGAGCGAGCAUCGCCAGCCCUCGCGGCUUCAAGUUGGUUUUCGGCGUCGAGUCGACUGGCGUUCCCCUGAGAGUGAGACCUGGCGCACGUCGGGCGGUUAUAAUAACUCAUCUGCCAUGAGCAUGGUGGACAGCCUCCGCAUCUGGGUGCGAGGCGAAGUGUUUGACCACGGCCUGCUGCACACGCCCUCCCGCGCGUCCGCCAGCUGGACAUCCGCACAGAUAUUCGACUUCCUCGGCAAGCUCAGCCUCACCAGCCCCUCCACCUCAACAUGCGUCACGCGCCAGCAGUGGAUCCAAUUCAUCAGGGACCGCUCCACCGGGCCCCUCCCUCUCUCCGAUCAGGAGGCACUCGCAUACUGGGGCGUCUUCAGCGCCCUCACCGACACCAUCAUGCCCAUGGCGAGCGGCGGCGGCACCGGCGGCGAGUCGGUGUCGAGCUUCAGCCCCGCCACGUCGUCGAGCCACAAGCGGAGCGAUGUGGCCAACGCCACGCCGCUGAGCGAGGCGGGCAUGGCCCCGUCCAGCCCGUCGGGCAUGUCUGGGAGCGGCAUCGGGAUCCCCACCGACUGCUCCGCGCCCUUCAUCGACAUCCGCGUGCUAGGCGUGCUGCUGUACCUCCAGACCUACACGCCCAGCCGGUACCGCGCUUUCAACCUCAAAAGCGAGAUCGACUGGCCCGACAAGGACAGGGUGUCCAGGUCGAUGGACAGCCUCACGGCGCCCGGGUCGCAGGGGCAACACCCCCUCAACUCGCCAAGGUCAAGCGCAUCGUCACCCAGGUAGGUGUGUUUGGGUCUGGCCAGGCUGGGGAGGGGGAGUCAAGGAGGGAGGAGUGCUCUGAUAUAUGUGUGUGUGUGUGUGUGUAUGUGUGUGCAUUGCGGCGUGAAUGCAGGGCUCAGAUAACGACCAAGACGUACAGGCGCGACAACAACCACAUAGUCGACUUCGUCAGGAACAACACCGAGGUCAGCAGACAGGCACCCAGCAUGACCCUGUCCUCUUGUCCAGCAGUUUGUCGUCUGCCUGUCGAUCGGUCGGCCUGUCGGUGUGUGUGCAGCCGCUUCUACAGCUGGUGAGCAGGUGCUACGGGAAGGAUCAGGCGCUGGACGAAAUCGCGUGCGACGACCUGAACCAACUCGCCAUCCUCAUCGCCACGUACUUGCACACGACAAUCAGACCUUUGUGCCAUCCAUCCAUCCAUCCAUGUGUGUGUGUGUCAUUACAAAACAUAUAUAUCAGUGGUGAGCGGCCGCUGGGGAGUGCUUUGCUCGAGGGGCAGGGGGGCGGCAGCAGCCCCACGGAUGCCCUCCCCAUACAACACAUCAAGGUGUGCAUGUCAGGGGGUAUCCGUGUGUGUGGGUGUGAAAGCCACCAAUCCCACCUCUCUGUCUGUCUGUCUGUCUGUCUGUCUGUGUGUGUGUGUGUGACGCAGAAGCUGAUUCGCGAGCGUCUGGUGUGGAAUUGGGAGGAGUACCCGAGCCUCACCGGACCUGACAAGGCCACCUCACUCUCCUCUUCCUCGCUCGCCAAGGUCGGUGCGUCGGUGGAUGUGGGGGCGGGGAUGACGUGUGUUUAUGGUGUGCGGCACUCAUGGUUGUGCGGUCAGGCCAUCAGGGCGGGGGGGUCGAUGAUCGUUGGGGUGAGCAAGGCGUGCAUCAUCCGAGAACAGGUGGGUGAGUGACACAGAUAGAUGAGGGGAGGGAGGGAGGCAUGGGAAGGGAAGGGAAGGGAAGGAAAGACACGGAUGCCUCGUCUCAUGCAGAGCGAGCUGAACGGUGCGGAUUCGGUGCACAUCUUCCAGUGCACCGACUGCACCAUCUACAUCACAGCAAGGUAGGCAGGCAGGCACCUGUCUGGGUGGACCAUCCAUCCAUCCAUCAGAUGGCUGAUUCUUGCGUGUGUGGCGUGUGCUGUCUGUCGUGGUGUGUGCAGGGUGCGGUUCGUGUAUGUGGGGUCGUGCGAGGGCUGCCAGCUGGUGCUGUGUGCGGUGUCGUCGCUGUGCUCCAUCAACAACUCGGAGCGCCUGCAGGUCCACACCAUCGCCAAGGCCAUCAAGUCAGUCAGUCCGGCCUGCGUGCCACUCGCCCCUCCAUCUGCCUGUCUUUGUCGCGUGUGGAUGUUUGCAGGCUAGAGAACGUGACUGACACGACUCUCUACUGCUACUGCCGGCUGCGGCCCAUCCUUACUGGCGACACACGAGCCAUCGAACUAGCACCCAGCAACAGUGAGCACACCCCUCGCCCACAGACACCUGCACCCACACCCACAUCCUUCAUCCUUCAUCCCUCCCUCCCUCCCUGCUGUCUUCCAGUUGUGUACAGCCGUCUCGACACCCUCCUUGAGGGCUCCACGCUGCGGUACGACGAGGAGUGCGUCGACCUCUUCGCCCACCCCAUCUGCUGCGCCCCCAACCUCGCCAACACACACGCUUCCCUCAACCAACCACAGCUGUCGCGCACUCUCCAUGCCCAUGCACUGCGCGCCGGGCUGCAUGGCCAUGGUGCGGGUAGCGGGGGCGGCCCAGAGCCCACGAGCCCCGACGCGCUGAGCCAGACAUUCCCCCCGCGACUGCUGGGGGAUCUGGGGCGGUCGGCGUCGGUUGUGGAUGGGGAUGAGGACGCCGGGCUGACCUAUCGGCUGGUGCACCCUGACAAGUUCCAGGUAUGCAUGGCGGGUGAGUGAGUGGAUCGGUGGGUCGGGGGGUGGGCUGGUUCAUGGUACUGUGUUUGCGGGUGCGGUUCCUGUCUGUGUGUCAUGCUGCAGGCUCUGGUGGUGCCUGAUCGUCGGUGCAGCCCCGGUCGCCGGCCAGCGUCGCAGCCCCAAUCCCCCACACACGUCCCACCCACAGCAGCAGCAGCAGCAGCAUCACCACCAGCUGCAGCAGCAGCAGCAGCAGCAGGAGCACCCACCAGCUCAGCCCUCCCCCGGUCGCCUACGCCCACAUCCGGCACCGCCAGCAGCAGCAGCAAGGAGAGGGAGAGGGACGAGGGGGGCCCGGGCGGUGGAGGUGGUAUUGGUGUGGGUGUGUCGUCGAGGCAGCGGCUGGUGCUGCCGGAGGUGUAUGCCGCGGCCCUGCAGCAGAGGAUAGAGACGGUAAGUGGCAUGGCUGGUGCUUUAAAUAGUGCGCCGAUCGACGGCCUUGUGUGUGUGUGUGUGUGUGUGUGUGGACGUGUGCAGGUGAAGGAGCUGCAGGAGUCUAUCGGCCAGCUGCCCGAGGGGCCGCGGCAAGCCCUGAACAAAUACAUACAGGGACACUUCAGGUAAGCAAGCGGAGCCAAGUCGACCACACACACACACCCAGACAGACAAACAGGCAGACAGACAGACAGCCAGUACCUUGCUGUCCAUGUGUGUGCAGGGAUUGGCUGCAGAAGACAGGUCGUCAGAAGCACAUCAUGGAUCUGAUGAAGAUGGUGGACAGCGACGCGUCAGGGCGGCAGGCCGGCGUGUCCCCACAGAGCAGCGGCUCCAUCAACCCUCCCCCCCUCUCCCUCACACCCCCGCCCCUCUCGUCAGCAAACGGGUCCGCAUCGCCGCCCCAGCCUCUCAGCGACGAUGGCAGCCCUCUGGCCGUCAGGCGAUUAUAGCCAUCCAGCCAUCCAUCCAUCCAUCUGUCGAUGAUGCUGUGGUCGUGUGCUGCUGUCCUGCGGUCGUCUGGGUGUCUGUCUGGGUGGUUUAAUGCAAUGAAUGCAGCCAAGCCAGCAGAGAGGAAGAGACAAAGGAGCGUUGGCUCAGCCUGGCUUGGCUUGGCCCGGGUUGGUUGUUUUUUGUCCCUUGGUACCUCCCUUGUUGGGUUAACGUUGGUUGCGUGGUGAAAGGGUGGUUGGUUGGUCGCUCCAUAAUUACGUAAAAACCGUACGUAACGUAAUUACAUACAUGCCUACAUAAUGUUACACUCCAUUUCAUUCAUUGCAUUGCAUAUAGAUGUGUGUGUGGGUCGGAGGGGGGGGAGGGGGGUGUUGGUUCCUUCCUACGUGACCCCAUCUAUAUGUGUGAGUGCAUCCCACAGGAUUAUUGUUGAGGUUAGAAGGGCAGGAGAAUGACGGACGAGUGAGAAUGAGCAUAGCUAUUGGUGGCUCAAUGGCCCGGUUGGUGGAUGGAUGGAUGGAUGGAUGGCGUGCUCUCCUGCCUCCCGCAGACGGACAGACGGACAUAUGGACAGACAGAGAGACGGGCAGUGACGGUUGGUAUCUCUCAGCUCCCUCUUGUUUGCGUGUGUCAGUGUGCCUCUAUCAAGUGGUGUCGCUAUCUAUUAUGUGUGUGUCUCUCUCUCUGUGUGUGUGGUGUUUCUACGUCUCAUGGCCGCUCACUGGCUUGCUGUGCGACUGUCUGUCUGAUCGACACUGACUGUGCAGCUUUAUAUUUGUG
Messenger RNA from Vitrella brassicaformis, 4402 nucleotides. Lineage: Eukaryota; Vitrellaceae. The record is from the annotation of a GenBank genome assembly.